This is a messenger RNA of Neltuma alba, 1959 nucleotides long. Its product is annotated as beta-fructofuranosidase, insoluble isoenzyme 1-like. The coding region runs from base 154 to 1959 and encodes 601 amino acids. The transcript has 8 exons. The record is from RefSeq and is a predicted model, not a curated record. Lineage: Eukaryota; Viridiplantae; Streptophyta; Magnoliopsida; Fabales; Fabaceae. Gene Ontology annotation, biological process: carbohydrate metabolic process. Gene Ontology annotation, molecular function: hydrolase activity, hydrolyzing O-glycosyl compounds.
UUGUUAAGCCUCCUUUGUGUGAUAGGAGUCGAAGCCUCUCAUAGAGUAUUCCCAACUUAUCAAUCUGUUGCUCCUUUUAAUGUCCAGGAAACUCACAGAACUGGCUAUCACUUUCAACCUCCCAGACAUUGGAUUAACGAUCCAAAUGGGCCUAUGUACUAUCAAGGGCUGUACCAUCUCUUCUACCAGUAUAACCCCAAGGGAGCCGUGUGGGGCAACAUAGUGUGGGCCCACUCAGUAUCAAAGGACCUCAUCAAUUGGACCCCACUUGAACCCGCCAUUUACCCAUCCAAACCCUGGGACAAAUAUGGAUGUUGGUCCGGAUCCGCCACUGUCGUCCCGGGCAAAGGACCCGUGAUCCUUUACACCGGAAUCAUUGAUGACAAGAACACCCAGGUCCAAUGCUAUGCUGUACCGGAGAAUGUAUCUGAUCCGUAUCUCCGGAAAUGGAUCAAGCCGGACCUCCAUAACCCUAUUGUGGUGGCGGAGCAAGGCGUGAAUGGAAGCGCAUUCCGCGACCCAACGACCGCCUGGUAUAGUAAAGACGGCCACUGGAGGAUCGUGGUGGGCAGUAAGAGGAAGCACAGAGGGAUGGCCUACUUGUAUAGAAGUAGGGACUUUUUGACAUGGAUCAAGGCCAAACACCCGCUCCAUUCUUCAGCGAAUACGGGUAUGUGGGAGUGCCCCGACUUCUACCCGGUUUUGUUGGAGGGGCAAGGCGGAUUGGACCUGUCAGCUAUGGAUGAACAAAAUGUGAAGCAUGUGUUGAAGAACAGUCUCGACCUAACUAGGUAUGAAUACUACACACUUGGAACAUAUUCCACCAGCACAGACAAGUAUGUCCCUGAUAACACUUCAGAAGAUGGUUGGGGUGGACUUCGAUACGAUUAUGGUAACUUUUAUGCUUCCAAGUCCUUCUUCGAUCCGAGCAAGAACAGAAGGAUCUUGUGGGGUUGGGCGAACGAAUCUGAUACUCCCAAAGAGGAUGUUUUAAAAGGAUGGGCAGGAAUUCAGGCAAUUCCAAGAACCUUGUGGCUCGAUCCUAGUAAAAGACAAUUGGUGCAAUGGCCCAUUGAAGAGUUAAACAGUCUAAGAGGGGAGCAAGUUACGAUGACCAAUCAAAUGCUUCAAAAGGGAGAUCACGUUGAAGUAAAAGGAAUCACUGCUGCUCAGGCUGACGUGGAAGCGAGCUUCUCUUUCACAAGCUUGGACAAUGCGGAGCCAUUUGAUCCAAGCUGGAAGAAUGCACAGGAUAUUUGUGCCCAAAAGGGUUCAAAGGUUCAAGGUGGUGUUGGCCCAUUUGGGCUUCUUACGUUGGCCUCACAAAACCUGGAGGAGUUCUCUCCUGUGUUUUUCAGAAUUUUCAAAGCCCCAGACAAGCACGUGGUUCUCUUGUGCUCUGAUGCGAGCAGCUCCACUUUGAAGAAGACAGCGUACAAGCCAUCAUUUGCUGGCUUUGUAGAUGUUGAUUUGGCAAGUAAGAAGCUUCCUCUUAGGAGUCUGAUUGAUCACUCUGUGGUGGAAAGUUUUGGAGCAGGAGGGAAGACAAACAUACUAUCUAGGGUUUAUCCUGAGCUGGCAGUGCAGAAUGAAGCUCACUUGUUUGUGUUCAACAAUGGCACGGAGCCUAUCGCAGUAGAGAAUCUCAACGCUUGGAGCAUGAAAUCUGCUGAGAGGCAAAACGAACUACCUGCCACGCCAACAGAAGAAGAAAGGGAGCCCUUUUUCAAGUGUGCUGGCCGUGAGAAGGCCCAAAGCGUCAACGAUAGUGACGGAGGGACAAGAGCGGCCGAAGGGAAGAAGAGAAAGGGAUAUCUGUUUUUGAUGUGUGCCGCGGCAACAACAACAGAGGGAGAAAAGCUGAUGAGAGCGACAGAUGGAGAAGAGUCGACAAGAGCAAAGAACAAAGAAGACCUAGCUACAGUGAGAGGGAGAACGGCGGUCGAAUGUAAUGCUUGA